UUCUACAGUUAUCAUUUGUAUUGGAAGAGCGAUUGAACUGCAUUGUGAUAACUGAUACAGCUUGCGGACAUUUGCAAAACCUUCUUCUAAGGAUGAUUCGUGGGCAUUUUUAAACAUACCUACUUUUAUGUAGCGACAGCCCAUUUUUCUCUGUCGAAUAUAAAUUUCCGCUGAUAGAAGGCAAAUAUGAAGAGCCUGGUGCUGCUUUUCUUCGUCAUUUGCACCGUGCUGUUCACGAAGCACAUCCCGCGUUGGAAGGAUUCCUUGACGGAUGAAGAAAGGCGGCGACUGGACAAACCACUUUUUUUGACGCCAUUGCUGGAGUCCAACGACACUGAAAAGGCACGGCGCCUGAGCAAAGUCACCCUAUUUGAGAAAGAGCACGGCGUUGAAGCGUACUCGGGUUACAUCACGAUCAACAAGACUCUGGGGAGCCAUCUCUUCUUCAUGCUGACAAAAACUAAGCACCCUUCUGCCGACGAGGCCCCUCUUAUUCUUUGGACGUUCGGUGGUCCCGGUGUGUCGUCGCUACUCGGACCACUGCUUUUCAACGGUCCCUUCACCCUGAACGCCCAAGGGCGACUCGUGGCGGCGUCUCUGACCAGCGGUCAGCUGCAGUCGUUUGCGCACGUCCUCUAUUUAGACCAUCCGGUGGGCAGCGGGUACAGCUUUGCCGAAAAGGAAGACGACGACAGGACGUUCGCCAAGAGCACCGAUGACGCCGUAGAUGGCGUCGACGACUUCCUACGCCAGUUCGAGCUCCUCUUUCCCGAAUUCCGAGGCAGGCAGUUCUAUUUCGCCGGGGAAUCAUACUCGGCAAGGGAUGCAUUUGGCUACGCCAACCGGUACCACACCAAGGCAGUCAAGACGAGCCUGAGAUUGGCUGGCAUCAUGAGCGGAGCCGGUUUCAUAGCGCCCUUGCUGAGAGCAGCGAACCCCGCGGAGUUCUUGCUCAAGAUGGGCCUCAUUGACGUCCACGGGAGGAGACGGUUUGACGAGAAGUUCGGGCACAUCAAGGAAUCGGUGGAUGAAGAAGAGAUCCUCGUUGCCAUCUUACUGCUUAGGGAGGUCUUCACCAAAAUGGCUGACGGUGGCCCCUCGCUUUUCGAAUCACUGACAGGGUACAGUCACAGGGCGUCGGCACUCCGUUCUACAGAGCCACCGGAGUUCGCAAUGUACAGGAAGUACGUCACCAGCGACGACUUCAAGAGGGCCGUCCACGUCGGCAUCAACGCCAGUAUGGACCGCCAACGCAACAUCGUGAGCACGACACUUUACUCCUACGACGCCUUCAAGGACAUCAGCGAGCUCGUGGCGACCGUGCUGGACAAAGAGCGAGUGCUCGUGUACGGUGGUAAUAUGGACGUCGUAUACCCGGCGGAUGAAGUCUACGGGUUCUUGAGGUCGCUGCAAUGGAAAGGCAAGGAGGACCUCAGAAUGGCGAGAAGAAUACCGUACAAGAAUGCCUCCGACGCAGGAGGUGAAGUGGUGGGCUACAAGAUGAUGGUCCGCAACUUCACGUACGCUUUGCUCGUGAAUGCCGGUCACUACGUGUCCUUGGACAGUCGCCAGGCCGUCGUGGAUUUAUACAGAGACUUCGUGUACUCCAAAACCACAUCUACUUAUCCAACCAGUUGAACGCUUCCCUGAUAUUGAAAGGGCAUUUUAAGAAUGCUUCGGCCACACAGCGUGCAGGGAACACCGUCCCCACCUCAUGUCGACCUGCAAGGCACUCUGUGCUUGUGCUUUUCUGAGGACGAGGGAUUUUGCGAUCGCCACUGACUUGUGGUGCAGU
This is a messenger RNA of Rhipicephalus microplus (southern cattle tick), 1795 nucleotides long. Its product is annotated as venom serine carboxypeptidase. The record is from RefSeq and is a predicted model, not a curated record. Gene Ontology annotation, molecular function: serine-type carboxypeptidase activity. Gene Ontology annotation, biological process: proteolysis. Lineage: Eukaryota; Metazoa; Arthropoda; Arachnida; Ixodida; Ixodidae.